Molecule: messenger RNA, 3012 nt
Organism: Haliotis rufescens (red abalone)
Lineage: Eukaryota; Metazoa; Mollusca; Gastropoda; Lepetellida; Haliotidae
Product: beta-mannosidase-like
Exons: 17
Coding region: 19-2763 (914 amino acids)
Biological process (GO): carbohydrate metabolic process; glycoprotein catabolic process
Molecular function (GO): beta-mannosidase activity
Source: RefSeq, a predicted model, not a curated record
UGGCUGUCACAUGACAAGAUGGCGGGGGCUUUCAGCUGCACGUUGAUUGCUGUUCUUGUAUCGGUUUCUCGUGCUUCUAUUAUUGAUCUGACUGGAACCUGGACUCUUCUGAGCAAUGGUAGAGGUGAGAGGAUCCCUGCCAGUGUGCCAGGGAGCAUGUACACAGCUCUGUACACCAACAAGCUGAUUCCAGAUCCGCUGUACCGGGACAACGAUGUCAAACUACGAUGGAUUGGACGAGAAGACUGGACGUACACACGUACCUUUCAGUUGAGUUCAGCAGACCUGGCUGCCUCUGCCCUCCAUCUUGUCUGUGACGGUCUGGACACCUUCUCAACCGUCUUCAUCAACGACCAGAAGGUCGGGACAUCAGAGAACAUGUUUGUCCAAUAUGUCUACGACAUUAAACAAGCUGCAAAGGUUGGAGACAACACUAUCCGUAUUGACUUUGAGUCUGCUGUAACAGUUGCUGCUCAAAAGGCCAAUGCUUCUGCCUAUGACAUUCCCGGCGAUUGUCCCAACAAGGUACAGAACGGAGAAUGUCAUGUCAACAUGAUCAGAAAGGAGCAGUGUUCUUUCAGCUGGGACUGGGGACCGUCCUUCCCAACACAGGGAAUAUGGAAAAGCAUCUACGUCCAAGCUUUCAAUUCUGCCGUGAUUCGUGAACUCUCAGUUGCAACGACAAGAGAAGCGGGAGGACCAUGGAUGCUGGAUGUGGGCGUGUAUUUUGACGUCAGCAGGGGUUCUGUGUCGGGCGUCCUCACCCUCAACGUUGUUGGCACAGAAGCAGUGAAGUCCAUGCCACUGACUCUCACACCAACAAACAAUUCAUCAGUCUUCUCAGUCUCAGUCCCGAACAGUUACAAAAUUGACAGAUGGUGGCCAAAUGGUUAUGGGAACCAGACUCUCUACACCGUCAACGUCACCUUCACCAGCAACAACGAGGUGUCAAGCAAACAACGUCGGGUGGGAUUCCGUAGCGUAUAUCUGGUACAGAAUCCUUUUGGCAACAACCAAGGCUUGUCAUUCUACUUCAAGAUAAACGACAUACCAGUUUUCUUCAAGGGAUCAAAUUGGAUUCCUGCAGACAGUUUUCAGGAAAAUAUUACCAGAGAAAGAUUGCGCCGUCUGCUCCAAUCAGCUGCUGAAGUCCACAUCAACUCAAUGAGGGUUUGGGGAGGAGGGGUUUAUGAAUCAGAGGAUUUUUAUGAGCUCGCGGACGAGUUUGGCAUUAUGAUCUGGCAUGACCUGAUGUAUAGUGAUCAUUUCUACCCAACCACACCAGACUUCCUUGGUACCGUGUCACAAGAGAUCACACACCAGCUGAGGCGUAUCAGGCACCACCCUUGUAUCGCCGUGUGGUCGGGUAACAACGAGAUGGAGAUAGGCCUCCGAGAUCAGGGCUUCCAUGACUACAAGCGCUACUACGAUGACUACAUCAAGUUGUACGUGACAACGAUCAAGACUAUUGUAGACAGGGAAGACCCGACCCGUGUGUAUCUGUCAUCCAGUCCCAGUAAUGGCAAGGAUACAGAGAAGGAAGGAUGGGUAGCUAAGGACCCUCAGUCCGAAUUGUAUGGCGACAUUCACUUCUAUAAUUAUGCCGCCGACCUGUGGAACGAAUCAGCAUUCCAGAUACCGCGAUUCGCCUCUGAGUACGGGAUUCAGGCCUGGUGUGACAUCGAGACCCUGGAAGAUGUGUUUGACUCGGGGGACUUUGACUACUGGGGACCAAUGUCCAGUCACAGGAAUCAUCACCCUUCUGGUAAUAUUGAGAUGGUCAAAGAAGUUAUCCAACAUUUCAAAGAACCCACUAAUCCAGAUGCAAAACAGAAAUUUAGUGACAUCAUCUACUUAACACAGAUCAACCAGGCCGUAUCGGUACAGGCUGAAAGUGAACACUACCGGCGCUGGCAGAAUGACCUGACUUCAGAUGGGCGGGGACAGACUAUGGGCGCCCUCUACUGGCAGCUCAAUGACAUCUGGCAGGCACCAACAUGGGCUAGUAUAGACUACAAAGGCAAAUGGAAGAUGCUGCACUACUAUGCUCGGAAGUUCUUCGCCCCCGUUCUUAUCUCCCCCUUCAUGGACGGCAACGUCCUCAACAUCUACAUGGUGGUGGACGAGAUCCCCCUGACCGAGGUCAAGGACACCAAAACCGGCAUGAACGUCUUCACCCCUGCCACCACCAGCCUCCUCCAGUCCAGCUUCCCCAACCACGAGGCCGUGCAUCUGAUGAAGAAGACAACUGAAGCCACCUCAGGAACACUGUACAUCCAGAUGUACCGAUGGGACAGCUUCACCCCUCUCAAGACAUGGAACGUUACAUUGAAGUUGACACAGUCCUCGCAGUCAGUCUUCAGGCAAGAUGUCUACUCCAUGAUGGCGGAGUCCAACUGUCCGGAUGACCAGAGCUGUUUUGUCUACAUUUAUCUGAACAACCCUAGCAGUGACAUCAACAAAUUCUUCAUGCUCACACCUAUCUGUAAUUACUUCGAUGCCAAGGGACUUGCCAAAGCUCAACUGAAGAUAGCCGGUGUGACUAGACUGUCUGAGACCGAAUUUCAACUAACACUUGUGGCGGAUCACAUCGCCCCGUAUGUUUGGCUGGAUGCCUAUCGAGUCCCAGGUCGAUUCUCCGACAAUGGUUUUAUAAUGAUCAAUUCAUCUCGAGCAGUGACUUUCACGUCUUGGGAUCCCGUUGACCUUGACCUUUUCACUAAGUCUCUGUCAGUAAAAUCAUUAAUGGAUGUUUAUGUGUAGAAAAUACUUUUGUACAAAAGUAUCAGCAUGUAUGAAUUUACAAAAGCCACCCUUAAAAGACGUUUCGUGUCAGAAAUCGACCGUCCAUUUAGAGUGGUAAAGCUCCCGAGCGUUAACUCUUUUUGCGUUCUUUUUGGAAAGAAUAUCUUUUAAACAAGGGGAUGCGCCUUAGAAGCAGGCGUUAGUACCCUUUGUGUGUUGGGAAGACUGACCAAAGUGUUAAAUAUGUAAAUAACAUCACCACUGUGU